Salpingoeca rosetta is the source of this 591-nucleotide messenger RNA. RefSeq lists its product as uncharacterized. The coding region runs from base 106 to 591 and encodes 161 amino acids. Lineage: Eukaryota; Choanoflagellata; Craspedida; Salpingoecidae. The transcript is spliced from 5 exons. The record is from RefSeq and is a predicted model, not a curated record.
ACCAAACCAACAACCCAUACAACAAACCAAACAACCGAACCAAACGAACAAACCAACCAAACCAAACCAAACGAACAAGCAGAGAAGUCGACACCACCUGCCACCAUGCCACCCAAGAAGAAGAAGGGGACGAAGAAGAAGAAGAAGACCGGGAAGGCAGACAAGAAUGCACUGACAGAGGAGGAUGCAACAAAGAGAGCGCAACUGGAGGCCGAUAUGCUUCGCACCAGCCUCGCUGAGGUGCGGGAUGAGGCGCGCCGUACGACCCAGAAGGUGCACUCACUCACAGACAACUUGACCGAGCGACAGGGCGCUUUGGACCUUCAAACCCAAACAACACAGGACAUCACAUCAGAUUUGACUCGACAAUACAAACUCAUGCAGUCACAGCUCAUGGCUCGCAUCAUGGACCUCCAGGAACACACGCGCGUGCUCCAAGACCAGCUCGAGGUAACACAGCGAGCACUGGCGGAAACCAAAGAGCAAGCAGACAAAUCCAUCCGAGAGAAGAAUGACAUGAUCGCCCAGCUCACGCAACGCAUCCAGUCCAUGGAAAGCGCUUACGAAGGCGUCCUAAACCAUCACACAUAA